CAUCAAAAGAGUACAUUUACAAUGUCAGUUUUGCUCAUCAUUUGGAUGCUUUGUACUCUGGAUUCGUCAGACUCUGCUCCUGACAAAUGCCAAGAUGAGAUAGACCGUCUUCAGGCGGAGUUGACGAGCUUGGAACUUCGGCAUACAAAGCAACAGCAACUUAUUCAACGAUUAAUGAAUCUCAACCAGAAGGAUGAACGCCCCUUUAAAGCAGGCUCAUUUUAUGACACAGGAGACAAACAGUACUUGGACUGUGCUCAGAUCUUCAAAAACGGCAGCACGCAGAGUGGAUUUUAUAUGAUUAAACCACAGCUAAGUCCAACCUGGAUGAGAGUGUACUGUGAUAUGACUGAGGGGGGUGGAUGGACAGUCUUCCAGAGACGCUCAGAUGGCAGUCAGUCAUUUGACAGAGAUUGGAAUGAUUAUAAAAUAGGAUUUGGUGACAUGAAGUCUGCUAAUGGAGAGUUCUGGUUAGGAAAUGAUAAUCUGCAUUAUCUGAUAUCUCAAGAUGAUUACACCCUGAGAAUCAAUCUGGAAGACUUUGAGGGCAGCCACCGUUUUGCAGUGUACAGAACAUUUAACGUGGACAAUGAACAGAACCAUUACCAGCUCCAGUUUGGCGUGUACACAGGAAAUGCAGGGGACGCUCUCUCUGGAAGUUACCAUCCUGAGGUUCAGUGGUGGGCCAGCCAUCAAGGAAUGAAGUUCAGCACACGAGACAGAGAUAAUGACCAUUAUAAUCGCAGUUGUGCUCAGGAGGACAAGGGUGGCUGGUGGUUUAACAGAUGUCACUCUACCAAUCUGAAUGGGUUCUACCACAGAGGCCCCUACAGCGCAGUCACUGAUGAUGGAAUAGUGUGGUACCCUUGGCAUGGCUGGUGGUACUCCCUCAAAUCUGUGCAGAUGAAGAUCAGACCGGCCAGCUUUGAGCCUAGUGAUGUUUAAUUCAUGGAUCUGAUAUCUGAACCAUGAAAUGAUGAAUUUGUGGAUGAUGACAAAUUACAUUAUAGUCCAUCUUAGUAGUCCAAUUCUUAACUCUACAUAUGUAGUUAAAAAGCUCUUCUCCUGCAUGUAUCGCAAUAAAGUUUUCAACACAUC
Molecule: messenger RNA, 1098 nt
Organism: Carassius carassius (crucian carp)
Lineage: Eukaryota; Metazoa; Chordata; Actinopteri; Cypriniformes; Cyprinidae
Product: fibrinogen-like protein 1
Exons: 7
Coding region: 22-945 (307 amino acids)
Biological process (GO): regulation of immune response; negative regulation of T cell activation
Source: RefSeq, a predicted model, not a curated record